AUGUAUCAUCGGGUCUUUAGGUACUUGACGCACACUCGACCCGAUAUCUCUUAUGUAGUUGGCACAGUGAGUCGAUACAUGGAGCAGUCUACCACCCUACACCAACAAGCACUAAAACACAUUCUUCGUUACGAUAAGGGAACAGCGAGCUAUAGGAUUCAGUUAAGAAGAGGACGAGAAGUUGAAGAACUCGUUGGUUUUAUUGAUAAUGACCUAGCCGGUGACACAGACGCUAGAAAAAGCACCGAAGGGUUGAUGUUUUAUCUCAACGAGAAUUUGAUCACCUGGCAAUCACAAAAGCAACGAAUUGUUGCAUUAUCUUCAUGUGAGGCGGAGUUUAUGGCAGCUACUACAGCUUCGUAUCAAGGACUUUGGAUAAGAAACUUGUUGAGCAUGGUGUUUGAUUCGAGCAGAGGCCGGUAA
This is a messenger RNA of Impatiens glandulifera, 423 nucleotides long. RefSeq names its product secreted RxLR effector protein 161-like. The coding region runs from base 1 to 423 and encodes 140 amino acids. Lineage: Eukaryota; Viridiplantae; Streptophyta; Magnoliopsida; Ericales; Balsaminaceae. The record is from RefSeq and is a predicted model, not a curated record. The transcript has a single exon.